This is a messenger RNA of Pseudopipra pipra, 4344 nucleotides long. RefSeq names its product nyctalopin (gene NYX). The transcript has 2 exons. The coding region runs from base 1913 to 3334 and encodes 473 amino acids. Gene Ontology annotation, cellular component: extracellular matrix. Lineage: Eukaryota; Metazoa; Chordata; Aves; Passeriformes; Pipridae. The record is from RefSeq and is a predicted model, not a curated record. Gene Ontology annotation, molecular function: protein binding.
UUUCUGUGAUCAGGUGGGUUGAGGCUUCCUGGUAUUCCCGUGGGAACCAGGACUUUCAGGGGAGCCAUCAGCUGCCCUGUCACUAGUAAGCACCCAGACAGUGCCACUUCUGUCCCCACAAAGUCUCCAGCAGCUUCAACUCCGUGGCAGAGGCUGCAACGUGCCCGUCUGUGGCUUUUGCAAAUCUCUUUCCUCCUCUGCAAAACAGCACAGUGCAAAGCACCGAGGUGCAAAGCUGUGGGGGUUGUUACAGCAGGGUGGUGGGAAAAGGUAUCCUUCAGCUAAAAACAGUGCUAUUUGGGUCAUCCCCUCCCCUCCAGGCUGCCCCCACAACCAGCCUGCUCAUGCUGUUGAGACAGACACAAAUUUCCGGAGGUGCCAGCCAGAUUCCUUGAGAUUGAGGGAAAGCUAAACUAAAAUAAACCUGGUGUAUCUGGGUGCUUUAAUUUGCAGGAAGAGCCGAGCAGCAGCAGGCUGGUUCCCAGCUGAAUCUUUCCUGUUGUAUCAAGCAUAAAUUCAUCAGGUAUUCCAUUUCCUGGGGAAAAAAAAAAGGCAGAAUAAUUCACUUAGAAAUAAAGAGUAGAGCUAUUUUUCCCUCUGACAUGGUGAAUGCAAUUACCUAAGGCAUGGGAGGCUGAGAUAACUCACUUAUUCAGCCCCCACUCUGCAAGGAAACCAUCAUCAUUCUGUCAGAAAAGGCUUUAUAAAAGAAAUCACAUCCUGAAUGCUAAAACAUCACCACGUACAGAAGCUGUCCUUAUGAUUUCCACGCACUAGCUGCAGCAUCACAAGCAAAACACACACAUAGACAGGGAAGAGUUUGUUAUUGUAAGGGCUAUAUACACCAUGCAAGCUCCAGAAAGGGUUUGCUGACCCUUCUCCCAGUGUGGUUGUCCUUCUUCAGGAGCAAUUCCCAGCACAGCAAAGCACACUGGCAUCCUUUUAGCAGUGUGGGAGCCAUGCUGGAGCUGGGAAAAUGUGCACGGGGAGAGUCCCAAGCUCUGUCUGCUUGGAGAGCUCAACGAAGGGAAGUCGUAAGCCUGUGCUUGCCCCCAAAUUUAAUUCCAUUUAGGCUGCACCCUCCCACCUCUUCUGCCCUUACAUAAUGGAGAGUGGAGUAAUGACUUUCAGCAAUGCUGUUUGAGUGGCAGCAGCCCAAUUCUGGACUGUAUAUUUUUUUUUUUUUUAUGGUGGGGGGAGAGCAGGUUGGCAGAGGGGAGAAAGCAUCAGUUUGGUUUGUGUGCAAUCCCUGUUUUGCUCUGGGAGCUUUAGAGGACAGACACAUUCUUCCAUCUCCGCUAAUCCUCCUCUGAUACAGAGGAUUUUCCUGCCAUUAAAUGAUAGCUUGUGAGAAAAAAAUGCCAACUUUUCAGGGGCUGACUCGCAUGGCUAAUGGCAGCCUCAUGAGCAGGAGGGAGGACACAGCCACUGCCUGGCCAGGUAAGCAACGCAUCCGGAUGAUUUCUGUUGGGAAUUUUAGUUUCAACUAUUUGAUCCUAAGCUGGUUACGCUCCUCUGUACCACCACCUAUUUCCUGGGGAGGCAGCCAGCCUGUUACUGUUGGUGACCUUUCCCCACAUCAGAUAAUAGGAACCUGACCUUGGCACGGCUGAUGGAAAGGAUGUGGAUGAGCUCCCAAAAAGCAGUGGCAGAAAGCUGCAGGAUUCCCUGAGAAGGUCAGUGUUGGAAGAAAGAUACUCACCAGGAAGGUGUUGGGGACUUCUUCAUUUUGAAAGUGUGUGAGAGAAGAGCUUUUUUUCUUCAUCUUCCUUUCUAAACAUAGAUCAUUUUGUGGACAAAUGAUACAGGGAAAUGACAGAGGAUGAAACCUGUCUCUGUUCUUCCCAUGUGCUUUUAGAUCCCUCAAGUUUGCUUGCCAGACCUGAAAUGCCACUAGGGAAUAAUCAAGGUAAUGUUUGCCAUCAUUUUAAAUGUGAUCCUUUGGAUCCCUCAUGUCCACGGGGUUUGGGCCUGUGUCCGGUCCUGCCCUCCCAACUGUGUGUGCACCCAGGAGCGGAGCUGCUCCGUCCUCUGUGACCGCGCCGGCCUGGGGCAGAUCCCCAGCGAGUUCCCUUGUGAAGCCUCUUCUAUCAACCUGGACAAAAACAGCAUCAAGUUCCUCUCCGAGAGGGCCUUUGGGACCUUGCCUUCCCUCAAAUCCCUGUCGCUUAACCACAACAACAUCUCCUUCAUCACCCCGGGGGCUUUCAAGGGGCUGCCCAGCCUGACCGAGCUGAAGAUGGCCCACAACGAGUACAUCCGCUAUCUCCACACGCGGACUUUCACCGCCCUCAGACGGCUGGUGAGGCUGGACCUGGCGGACUGCAACCUUUUCAACAUCCCAGACAGGAUCUUCAUCGAGCUGCCUGCUCUACAGGAGCUCUUCUGCUUCCAGAACAACUUCCGAAGGAUCCCAGGUGCCAUCAGGGGCAUGGAAAACCUGACCCACGUUUACCUGGAGAGAAACAGGAUCGAAGCGGUGGCCUACAACUCCUUGCAGGGCCUGAGCAAGCUGAAGUACCUGAAUCUGCAGGACAACAAGAUAAAUGUCAUUCACGAGCGAGCCUUUCAGGCCUGUCAGAAGAUGGAGUACCUGUACCUGAACGACAAUUUGAUCAGCGAGCUUCCAGAAAACUCCUUCGAUGGCCUGAGGCGCCUGAAGAUGCUCAACCUGGGGGGGAAUUUUCUCAGGAACGUUUCCAACACCUGGUUCAGGGACCUGGGGGAGCUGGAGAUCCUCUACCUGGACCGUAACAGGAUCAGCUACAUUGAGGAAGGGGCUUUUGAGAACCUCACCAGCCUGGUCUCGUUGCACUUGAACAGCAACAACCUGACGACCCUGCCCUUCUCUGUCUUCGAGCCGGUGUAUUUCCUCGGGCGGCUGUACCUGUUCCGCAACCCCUGGGAGUGUGACUGCCGCAUCGAGUGGCUCAAGGAGUGGAUGGAGAAUUACAGGCUUGUCAGGGAUAUUCCUUGUGCCUCCCCCUCCUCAGUAGCUGGGAUUGACCUGACGGACGUGCUCUACGAGAGGUCGCCAGAAGGUUACUGUCUCGACCCGGUGGAGCUAAACAUCACGUCUGAGGGUCCGACCCCAAGUGAAGAGCCUUGGUCUACCACAGAGAGCAAGUUCAACAGCCUUAUCUCCAAACUCUUGCUCCAGAUGGGCCUUCCCGAAGAGGUGUCAAACGCCACCGAAGUCUACAGUAACACCACGCAGCUGGAUGGACAGACCGAAGGGGUUUCUUCUGGCGUGGGGGAAAAGAGUAUCGAGGCCGACUCCUCUUCUUUUUACCUCCCAGCACUUUUUACAGUGAUUGUUUUGCAGUGCAAAUAGUCCAAGGGCUGUCUGGACUGACCAUGGGUCCUGCUUAAGCGUUUAGUCCUUGCACCUACUUAGUCAUUAGGGAGAAGUUUGUACUGUGGGCCUAUGAUACAUAACUGGCUCCAAACUCUUCCAGGCUGGGUUGGUUGGAUCUGGCUCCAGAUUCCCCUGGGAGCUGGUGGGAUCCAGUUCAAGGCUGGUCCCACUCUGGGUAAGAGACCUGCCCUUUGGGUGUCUCAGAGCCUCCUGGAUACUCACAGAGCUCUGUGGAAGACGAGUAGUAGCAAGGUUGAGUUUUGCCUAGAGAGACUUGUGAUGGUCCCUGUACCUCGACAGGAUUUUGAUCCAUUCUCCCUCUGCUAUCCUGGCACAGAUGCAGGAGAACCAGAUGGACCCACGUUUGUCAAAAUAUUCUUCUCUGAGGCAAAGCUACUUAACAACAUACUUAUUAGUGUCAUUUCAAUGUAUUUAAUUUUAUUCAAUUAAUAUAUGGUUACAAGGAAUACACUGUUUUUAUUUGUAGAUUAUUUCAUGGCAUGGCAGCAGGGGCAAAGCAUGGUGAUGACAAAUGCAACCAGGCUCUACUAAAUAUUUUAUAUGUCCACCACUAAUGUGUACCACAUACUGUAUCACAUUACGCCAUACUAACCAACCAUGCUGUCAUUUUCUUUUAUAUGGCAUCUUACAUGUUUUAUCUUUGAAAUCUUCAAUGAAAGCUGCUAAUAUGACCAGAAAGAAUAAUAAUGUUUUAUGUAUCAAAGCACAUUAAUAAAAUAAUUUGAUAUUUUGCUCACAAAAGUAAAUUAACUGCUUGACCUCCCUUUUUUUUUUUUGAGAUCCUUGAAUAACUCCGGUGGGGUUUUUUGUAGGCUACUCAAAUUGGGUGCAUAUGAAUGUCCUUUCAUGGUCUAGAGCAAAUGGCAAGCUGUUUAUUGCAGCAUAAAUAUUUUCACUUGGAGCCUGACCACACUUGCAUUUGUGUUAAGCAGAAACACUUUGAAAUAUAAGUAACUAUAUAGAAA